This is a messenger RNA of Musa acuminata AAA Group (dessert banana), 1848 nucleotides long. Its product is annotated as reticulon-like protein B21. NCBI's taxonomy places the organism in Eukaryota, Viridiplantae, Streptophyta, Magnoliopsida, Zingiberales, Musaceae. The coding region runs from base 1 to 1626 and encodes 541 amino acids. The record is from RefSeq and is a predicted model, not a curated record. The transcript is spliced from 8 exons.
AUGCAAGGAAGCAGUAGGAGAGUCUCAACAAGAAACACUAAAUCGAGGAUGAAUGAAGCUAGAGGCGGAAUCAAGGUCACGGCCGGCGCAAAGAUGCACGAUCACGAUAGCAGUGCGGGCCUCCGGAGGCUGAGGAGAAACCAAAGUGACAGUGUCGCCUUCGAGAGGGAAAAAAGAAGCAAUUGUGCACCAUCGGACAAGGAGGAGAACGGUUUGAUUGGUAGAAGUCCGGUCAAGCUCCGAAAGACCCAGUCGGACUUGUCGAACUCUCCCAAGACUCCGGUUGGAAAUUCGCUCAACAUCGGAGGGGAGGAAGAAGUGCCGACAAUUGGUGAUGACACUGAAGUCGCAGUGGUGAUGGAGGAGGAGGAGGAGGAGGAGGAUGUUGAGACCGAGACAGGGGAGGGAAAGAAGAGCUUUGUCGACAAAGAAAUGGAUCAGCCAGAUGAGAAACCAAAGACAGUGCAGGAGGAGGAGGAGGAAGUGGAGGAAGAGAUUCCUGCGCUGUCACAGGAAGAAGAAAAGAACCAGAAUCUUGUGAGUAUGUCACCAAUGGAUAUUGUAGAAAAGAAGCAGAAUCUUGUGAUGGAUUACAGGGCAAUGAAGCCGGAUCCAGCAGUGAUACCUCAGUUUGAUGCGGAAGAAGAAAUGUUUCAGAGCACCUGCAUCAAGCACAACCGAAUCCAAAGCAUCGAGAAUUUGGUUAUGUGGAGAGAUGUGUCGAGAUCAGCCUUCGUGUUCGGCAUCGGAACCUUCUUCCUCGUUUCGUCUUCCUAUGCCAAGGACAUCAACUUCAGCCUGAUUUCAGCAAGUUCAUAUGUUGGACUUGUCUAUCUUGGAUUUGUUUUCCUCUGUAAGUCCUUUAUGCACAGAGGAGAAACAAUGCGGUAUGGUGAUGGAGAUGAGAGGUGUGUGGUGGGAGAAGACGACGCAAUCUGGCUUCUAAAGAUGCUGCUUCCUUAUAUCAAUGAGCUACUUCUAAAGUUCAGAGGCCUCUUCUCUGGGGACCCAGCAACAACAUUGAAGUUGGCAGCCCUGCUAUUUGUGAUGGCAAGGUGUGGGAGCACCAUCACAGUGUGGAGUCUUGCAAAACUGAUAUUCUUUGGAGUCUUCACCAUCCCAAAAGUGUGCUCUUCCUAUUCCACUCAGCUGGCAAAGUUGGGCAAGUUUUGGCUGGAUAGGCUUAGAGAUGGAUGGGAGUCAUGCACCCACAAGAGAGCUGCCGCCGCUGCCAUCUUCGCCCUCAUCUGGAACAUUUCCUCAGCUGUUGCUCGCAUUUGGGCAUGUAAGCACCCUCCACAUGUUCGUUACUUAGUCUCCUCAAAGAUUAAGAAGAAACCUCCACGGCUGUACGAUAAUAGUUUCCACUUGUUGUUCUGUUCUGAGGCAGUCUUCAUGCUUGUGGUGGCUGUGAAGCUCUACCAACAAUGCACAGCAGAACACAGCUGGAAUAACGGGGAGGAGGAGGAGGUGGCAGAGGAAGAGGAGGGACAAGAAGAUUCCAUGGCAGGACAAAACCAGGAACUUGGAUUACACCGACGAAGAGGUGGGCCAACUAGAAAUGAAGUGGAGAGAGUGGAUGUAAAAGUAGAUCUAGGAGAAGAGGCCGGAAAAAGAUCCAAGUGAUGCUGGCAGUCUGACACAGAGGACAGCAGACAGAUCAGGAGAGGAAGGUGGGAGUCAUCUUAUAAUCUUAUCAAGGCAUCUUCUGCACGGUGACGAUUUCUUGUAAUGUGGUGAAGGCAUCUCCAACCGACACAUGCUAUGCUUUCUUAAUCCCUCCCCACAGUGAAACACCAUGUGCUAUAUCUUAGCCUGAUCUAAUAAUAACACUGUAAUUCCUCUCUG